Molecule: messenger RNA, 1078 nt
Organism: Pogona vitticeps (central bearded dragon)
Lineage: Eukaryota; Metazoa; Chordata; Lepidosauria; Squamata; Agamidae
Gene: RGCC
Product: regulator of cell cycle
Biological process (GO): regulation of cell cycle
Cellular component (GO): cytoplasm
Molecular function (GO): protein kinase binding; protein kinase activator activity
Source: RefSeq, a predicted model, not a curated record
UACGUAUACCUGGAAAGGGGCGGAGAGGCCUUCAAAGGCCAGCCCCGAAUCUGAAAGGCCGCGACACGGGCGGCGGGGAGGGGGGUUAAGAGAGUGCCCCCCCGCCGUCCCUUUCAAGGCCAGGCGGAGGCAGCAGACGCCGCCGCCAAAGGUUGCCUCGGCCCAUGGACGGAGGGAGGCUUUAGCGCCGAGGGACGGGCAGGAGUGCCGUCCCGGUCCCCGUCCCGGUCGCCCCCCCCCGGAGGGCUUUCUCCCGCCAUGAAGCCUUUCAAGGGGCAGAGUGCCGUCGGCGGCAAAGGGGAUGUUAUAGAAGAUGGUGGAGAACUGGCUGAGGUGCUGUGUGAAUUUGAUGCUGUGUUAGAAGACUUCUCAUCUCCCAUAAAGGAACGUCAUUUCCAGUAUGAGGAGCACCUGGAACGAAUGAAGCGACGGAGCAGUGCUAGCGUGAGUGACUGCAGUGGCAUCAGUGACUCUGAGAGUGCGGAUUCACUAUGCAGGAACAGUUUCAGCUUCAGUGAUGAAAAGCUGAAUUCUCCAACUCUGUCUACUCCAGCUGUAUCUGGUCCAACAGUAGCUUCUCGAAAAGCAAAACUUGGAGACACAAAAGAACUAGAAGACUUUAUUGCUGAUCUUGAUAGGACCUUGGCAAGUAUGUGAAACAAGCUAUUUUGGCACAGUACCUCUCUUUCACAAGGUUGAGCCUGAGCUAAGACCUGCUUUAUUCCAUUAUCUGAUGUGACAGAGAAAGUUCCCGUAUGUCACAAGCAUGCUGUCAGAGGGUUCCUCUUGUAAACAAUCACAGCACUUGUCUUCUGCAAAAAGAUUCGAAUAACCAAUGUGCUCAUCUUGUACUUUUUCGUAAAAUAUAGCCUAAUAUUAAUUUAAAACGUGUUCAUUAAAAAGUUUGUAAUUUUAUAUAGAUAACUUUAAUGAUCCUUUGGAUUACAAUGUAUUUUUAUAUAGAAAUAAAAUCUGAACUAGAAAAAAGUGGAAACAACCAAUAUUUGGUUGAAAUAGGAUGCCAAAUGUUUUACUGACAACUGAUGUAGUGGAGUGUUGGACUAGGACUCAGAAGACC